Molecule: messenger RNA, 1446 nt
Organism: Cuscuta campestris
Lineage: Eukaryota; Viridiplantae; Streptophyta; Magnoliopsida; Solanales; Convolvulaceae
Source: the annotation of a GenBank genome assembly
AAACAUUUUCUUGAUGACAGUUUUACCAUUAAAGAUUUAGGUAUUGCUCAUUACUUCCUUGGUUUUGAGUUAAUCUAUACUUCAGAAGGGGUUAUACUUUCUCAACGAAAGUUGGAGAUCCGGUACUGGACCAUAACUGUUGGGAAAGGCCGGAAGACAUGGACACAGCUCGGACUGUGUACGCCGUCGACGCCCCAAACCCGGCAUCGGACGUUGCCGGAGAGACUGCUGCCGCUCUGGCGGCUUCUUCCCUAGCAUUCCGGCCGUCGGACCCCGCCUAUGCGGAUACUCUGCUGUCAACAGCCACUCGGGUGUUCACUUUGGCAGACACAUACCGCGGUGCUUAUAGUGACAAUGCUAAUAUCCGCGACGGCGUUUGCCCCUUCUACUGUGAUUUUGAUGGAUACCAGGACGAAUUGUUGUGGGCAGCAGCAUGGCUAAGGAGGGCAACUCAGACUGAUACUUACCUAAACUACUUGCACGACAAUGCCCAACCCCUUGGCGCAACUGACAAUAUUAUUAACGAAUUUGGUUGGGACAACAAGUACGCUGCUCUCAACGUCCUCGUUUCGAAGGAAGUGUUGGAAGGGAAUGUAUACUCCCUUCAAUCCUAUAGAGCCUCCGCAGAUAGCUUCAUGUGCACGUUGAUCCCGGAAACGCCAUCUAGCCACGUAGAAUACACGCCCGGAGGGCUUAUUUACAAGCCUGGAGGCAGCAACCUGCAACAUGCGACGUUACUGAGUCUCAUGUUGCUGGUUUAUGCCUCCUCCUUGGAACGAUCUCCCCAUUCAACUGUCGUCAGCUGCGGGGGUGCCAGUGUUGGCCCCGCCGUGCUGAGGCAAGUCGCCAAGAGGCAGGUCGACUACAUCUUGGGCGACAACCCGAAGGGAAUGUCGUACAUGGUGGGGUACAGUUACUACUUUCCCCAGAGAAUCCACCACCGCGGCUCCUCCCUUCCUUCGGUCAAGGACCACCCGCAGAUGAUCGCGUGCAAGGAGGGGUCCGCUUACUUCAACUCGUCCAGUCCGAACCCGAACUUGUUGGUCGGGGCGGUCGUGGGUGGCCCCGGAGAGUACGACGAAUACGACGACAUCCGCGGCGAUUUUCAAAAGUCGGAGCCGACGACUUAUAUCAAUGCACCGUUUGUCGGUGCCCUUGCCUACUUCGUCGCUUAUCCGAGUUAGCUCGGAUAGUACUCCAUACAGUAUGUAUGUAUAUAUCCAGUUCAUGAUUCAAUUGCUGAUUGAAUAGGGAAAUGCUACGUAAACUUCAGGCCGGGAAACCAUUAGUUUAAAGAAAGACGAUUAGACACCGAGAUUCAACUGGGUUGUUGAAUCCCUACUAUAGUGGGAUUCAACUAGGUUGUUGUUGUUGAUUAGACACUGAGAGUAAUUGUGUAUGAUACACUAAGGAAUGAUGUUAAAUGUAUAAAGAGCCUCUCGUCUU